GUGCAGUGUCAGGAGAACAACAUGGUGGUCACUGUACUGAAGGAUCUGUAUGGGACUGGAAAGCUGGUGAAGGCCUCAGACCUUACUCUAGGAUCCCAGCUCUGUGGGCCCAGUUUCCAAAGAGAAGACAGUGUUGUAUUCCAGAAUGGGCUGCAGGAGUGUGGAAUCCAGUUACAGAUGACACAAGACUUUGUAAUCUACAGAGUAGAGUUGAUCUACAACCCUACUCCAUUAGGUAAUGCUCAGAUUCUCAGGACCAAUGGUGCAGUGACAUUAAUCCAGUGCUAUUAUCCAAGACAUGGUAAUGUAAGCAGUGAUGCCAUUAAACCAACAUGGGUACCCUUUAUCUCAACUAUAUCUGUGGAAGAAACACUAGUCUUCUCUUUACAACUCAUGAAUGAUGACUGGAGUGCUCCAAGAACAUCUAUGGCCUUCCAGCUGGGUGAUGUCUUCCAUAUCGAAGCCUCUGUGGAUAUUGUCAAUCAUGUGCCUAUGAUGGUAUUUGUUGAUAGAUGUGUGGCCACAUUAUCUCCAGAUACUAACUCUAAUCCCCGUUAUGACAUAAUGGACUUGAAUGGGUGUCUGCUGGAUGGAAAGCAAGAAGAUUCCUCUUCAGCAUUUAGACCUCAAAGACCCCAGCCAAACAAGAUCCAAUUUGCAGUUGAUGCUUUCAGGUUUACUGGGACAGAUGUCUCCACGAUCUACAUAACCUGUAACCUAAGAGCUGUUCCAGUCACCCAGAUACCAGAUCCUAUGAAUAAAGCCUGCUCCUUUAGCAAAAUCACCAACACUUGGUCCCCUCUGGAAGGCACCAGUGACAUCUGUAUCUGUUGUGAAACUGGAAAUUGUGCAGUCUCUGCUGGUCAGAGUAGGCGGAUGGGGCCACAAUAUGCUGGAAGAAGACAUUGGAAGAGAGGAACUAGACUUGAUUCCACGUCUGUGCAAGAUCAUGGCUUGGUCGCACUUGGACCACUAGUGGUAACUGGACUUGGUAACCAUAAUGAGGUUGAAAACGCAGCACAAGCAAUGAGGCAGGAACACAAACCUCUUGAAGUCUGGGUGUUAGUGGCAACAUGUGGUAUAAGUGCUGCAGUUCUGGUGACUUGUGUUGCUGUGCUUAUAAAUUAUAGACGAAGUUUGACUGCCAUUGACCAAGGUAGUGGAAAUGGGGAAGUUAUAAAUGGCUUUAACAAAAUGGGUUAUGUUUCCAGAGAAACCAAAAUUAAACAAAGAAUUGUGAAGAUGUUGCCAAAUGAUAGAAUCGAAAGCCUUCUCAGCGUCAAUCAGCACCAAAGCGAAGUCCUGUUUACAUGUUACUUUGUCUCUGUGUAG
Bombina bombina (fire-bellied toad) is the source of this 1332-nucleotide messenger RNA. RefSeq names its product zona pellucida sperm-binding protein 3-like. Bases 22 to 1332 code for a protein of 436 amino acids. The record is from RefSeq and is a predicted model, not a curated record. The transcript is spliced from 9 exons. Gene Ontology annotation, cellular component: extracellular matrix. Gene Ontology annotation, biological process: egg coat formation; positive regulation of acrosome reaction; binding of sperm to zona pellucida. Gene Ontology annotation, molecular function: acrosin binding. Lineage: Eukaryota; Metazoa; Chordata; Amphibia; Anura; Bombinatoridae.